GGAGUUAUGUUUGGUCACCGAGAUCAGCGCUACCUAAUUGCGGCGGGGCUGAUCUGGGGGCAGGGAAUUGGCCAUUCCGCUGUACAGACCCUGGUUUUUUUAAAAAGCAAGAUUUUAGGUGAUGAGCAGAUCAGAAAGUCAGAUGGAUAUAACUGACAUCAACACUCCAAAGCCAAAGAAGCAGCAGCGAUGGACCCCUCUGGAGAUCAGCCUCUCCGUCCUUGUCCUGCUCCUCGCCAUCAUAGCUGUGACCAUGAUAGCGCUUUAUGCAACUUACGACGAUGGUAUUUGCAAGUCAUCAGACUGCAUAAAAUCAGCUGCUCGACUGAUUGAGAACAUGGAUGAUACUGCUGAGCCCUGCACAGACUUUUUCAAGUAUGCCUGCGGCGGUUGGUUGAAACGCAAAGUCAUCCCGGAGACCAGCUCACGUUACAGUAACUUUGACAUCUUAAAAGAUGAAUUAGAAGUCAUUUUGAAAGAUGUCCUGCAGGAGCCCAAAACUGAAGAUAUUGUAGCAGUGCAGAAAGCAAAAACAUUAUACAGGUCUUGUAUAAAUGAAACUAUUAUUGACAGUAGAGGAGGACAACCUCUCCUCCAGCUGUUACCAGAUAUAUAUGGAUGGCCAGUAGCGACACUAAACUGGGAGCAAACAUAUGGUGCCUCUUGGUCAGCUGAGAAAUCUAUUGCAAAGCUGAAUUCCAAGUAUGGGAAAGGAGUUCUUAUUACUUUGUUUGUUGGUACUGAUGAGAAGAACUCGACGAACCAUAUAAUUCAUAUUGACCAAUCUUGGCUUGGCCUUCCUUCUAGAGACUACUAUGAAUGCACUGGAAUAUAUAAAGAGGCUUGUACAACGUAUGUGGAUUUUAUGAUUGCUGUGGCAAAAUUGAUUCGUCAGGAAGAAGGAUUGCCUGUUGAUGAAAACCAGAUUUCUUUGGAAAUGAAUAAAGUCAUGGAAUUGGAAAAAGAAAUAGCGAAUGCUACAACUAAAUCUGAAGAUAGACAUGACCCUAUGCUUCGCUAUAACAAAAUGACAUUGGCCGAAAUCCAAAACAACUUUACAUUAGAGAUCGACGGGAAGCCAUUCAGCUGGUCAAAUUUCACAAAUGAAAUUAUGUCAACUGUGAAUAUUAAUAUUCCAAACGAGGAAGAUGUGAUUGUUAAUGCGCCAGAAUAUUUAACCAAACUUAAGCCCAUUCUUACCAAAUAUUCUCCCAGAGAUCUUCAAAAUUUAAUGUCCUGGCGAUUCAUAAUGGAUAUUGUAAGCAGCCUCAGCCGAACCUACAAGGAGUCCGGAAAUGCUUUCCGCAAGGCCCUUGAUGGCACUACAUCAGAAUCUGCAACUUGGAGAAAUUGUGUGAACUAUGUCAAUGGGAAUAUGCAAAAUGCUGUGGGAAGGCUUUAUGUGGAAGCAGCAUUUGCUGGAGACAGUAAACAUGUGGUUGAAGAUUUGAUUGCACAAAUCCGGGAUGUUUUCAUUCAGACAUUAGAUGACCUCACCUGGAUGGAUGCUGAAACGAAGAAGAAAGCUGAAGAAAAGGCCUUGGCAAUUAAGGAAAGAAUUGGCUAUCCUGAUGACAUUAUUUCCAAUGAUAACAAACUGAAUAAUGAAUACUUGGAGUUGAACUACCAAGAAGAUGAAUACUUUGAGAAUCGAAUUCAAAAUUUGAAAGUUGGCCAGAGCAAACAACUAAAGAAGCUCCGAGAAAAGGUGGACAAGGAUGAGUGGGUAACUAAGACAGCUAUUGUCAAUGCAUUUUAUUCUCCAGGCAGAAAUCAAAUAGUAUUCCCAGCUGGCAUCCUUCAGCCUCCCUUCUUUAGUGCCCAUCAGUCCAACUCAUUGAACUAUGGGGGCAUCGGCAUGGUCAUAGGACAUGAAAUCACUCAUGGCUUCGAUGAUACUGGCAGAAACUUUAAUAAGGAUGGAGACCUUGUUGACUGGUGGACUCAACAGUCAGCAAAUAAUUUUAAAGAACAAUCCCAGUGCAUGGUUUACCAGUAUGGAAACUUCUCCUGGGAUCUAGCAGGUGGAGAACAUCUCAAUGGAAUUAAUACACUGGGCGAAAACAUCGCUGAUAAUGGAGGCAUUGGCCAAGCAUACAGGGCCUAUCAGAAUUAUGUUAAAAAGAAUGGUGAAGAAAAAUUACUUCCUGGAAUUGACUUAAAUCAUAAGCAACUGUUCUUCUUGAACUUUGCACAGGUGUGGUGUGGGACGUACAGACCAGAAUUUGCAGUCAAUUCCAUUAAAACAGACGUGCACAGUCCAGGACAUUUCAGGAUUAUUGGAUGUUUGCAGAACUCCGUUGAGUUUUCAGAAGCCUUUAACUGCCCGAAGAACUCAUACAUGAAUCCAGAAAAGAAAUGUCGAGUUUGGUGAUCUACAAAAGAAGCAGAAUUAGACUUGCAACACUUCCGAAAUGGGGAUCUCACCUUCCUGGAGAAAUGGGUGCCAGAAGUCACCAUGGUUACUUGGGAGUAACUCAGAAAAUGAGAGCAUCAGAAUAUAGAUGAAAUUGGGGUAUUCUGGAAAGGAUGUGCAGGGAUGAGAGGGCCAGAAAUGUCUAUGAAGCCAAUCACUUCUCAAGGGGUAUUUAGUUUCUUCAGAUAAUAUUACUGUUCGGUUUCAUGUCUCAUGUUAUAUGCCAGUGUGAUGCUAUUCCCAGAAAGCAGAGUCGAUCAAAAUUCCCAGUCAGAUGGAGAAAGAGGAGAUGUUAAAAAUUAUGAUUGCAUAUCAAAACACAGUGGUCGCAUGACUUUUAAGAAACACUGCCUAUGAACUUGCUUUUACUUUUGUUUGCAAUUUCCAUGUUCUUUCAAACCCUUCCAAAGAAUUGUUAUACGUGUUAGAGCCUCAGGGCUUAGAUAGUUUUAAACUUAUUUUGCCACACAUCAGCUACUCAUUCUGUAAUCACAACAUUUUUAAAUACUAUCUCAGCAAGACUGAACAUCUAAAGUGGUUAUUACUUUUGAAUAUUAAUGUUAUUUCAGAUAGCUGAAGUUCCUGAGGGCCCCUGCAAUUUUGUAAGCAAUUUCCUGCCUGUUGUCUCUCUCUUACACACACACGCACACACACACACACACACACUCACUCACACAACCCAUUUGGUUUUUUUUAAGAGAUUUGUAGUAAUGUGUAAAUAACUUUUAUAUUUAAUUACUACUACAUUUAUGGAUAAGUUGCUGUUAUUAUAGGUAACUGUUGGAUAUAAACAUUUCAGACAAGACAAACAGUUUUGAACAACCUGUACUUAAAAAGAUCUGUAAAAUCUUCUAGAAAUAAACAUUUGAGACUUCUUAAACUUAUAAAUCAUAUUGGUGAAAAGCUUUAAUAACAAAUGCUGGGGUAAGUAAUUGUCAUUGGACAGUUGUCUGGAGAUAGAUAAUACUUGUGGUUUGCAAGCAAGAUUUUCAAAAUUGAAUCUAUCCCUGGAGGUGACUAUGAUCAAAAUACAAAAUUGCAUCUAUGUAGCGCCACAUCCCUUGCCUUUUCAGGUUUGUCAUCUGAUGGAAAUAUUUUGAUAAUAAACUGAAAUUUUGAG
Messenger RNA from Ochotona curzoniae (black-lipped pika), 3536 nucleotides. RefSeq names its product membrane metalloendopeptidase (gene MME). The record is from RefSeq and is a predicted model, not a curated record. Gene Ontology annotation, biological process: protein processing; amyloid-beta clearance. Gene Ontology annotation, cellular component: plasma membrane. Bases 122 to 2374 code for a protein of 750 amino acids. Gene Ontology annotation, molecular function: metalloendopeptidase activity. The transcript has 23 exons. Lineage: Eukaryota; Metazoa; Chordata; Mammalia; Lagomorpha; Ochotonidae.